GCCAUCAGCUUUAGUUGAACAGACUGACGGAUCAGAUCAGGCGAUGGCCUGCUUCCACAGGCUGCUGUUGUGGCUAGGAGCUGCGGGAGCCAUUCUUUGCUCCAGUUCGGGGUCCCAGGCGCCUUUUCAGACAUCCGCGCCCUUGCAGCUGCUAACCCCGAGCUCCUGGGACCAGAAAGUCACUCCUACGCCCCAUGAAUUGGAGCCAGCCUCCCUCCCAAAUCCUCUAGAUGGGGAGGGGCCUUGGGUGUUCAACACCUGUGGGGCCAGCGGUCGCCGAGGACCAACACAAACCCAGUGCGACUGGGCAUAUGCAGGGAGCAGCGUGGCGGUGACAGUGGGGCCCUCCGGGCCGCUGAGAGGCGUGCAGCUGUGGCGGGUGCCAGACACCGGCCAGUAUCUGAUCUCAGCCUACGGAGCCGCGGGCGGCAAAGGCGCCAGGAACCACCUGUCGCGGGCGCACGGUGUCUUCCUCUCGGCGGUCUUCUCCCUUAGACGUGGGGAGCCGCUGUACAUCCUUGUGGGGCAGCAGGGCGAGGACGCCUGUCCCGGAGGGAGCCCAGAGAGCCAUCUCGUCUGCCUGGGAGAGUCUUGGGCCGCCGAGGAGCACGCGGCCAGAGAUGGGACCGAAAGGGCCCGGAGCUGGGCUGGCGGGGGCGGCGGCGGCGGGGGCGCCACCUACAUUUUCCGGCUGCACUCGGGGAAGCGGGAGCCACUGCUGGUGGCCGCUGGAGGCGGCGGGAGGGCCUACUUGAGGCGACCCGACCGCGGCUGGACUCAGGCGGCCGGGCAGAAACUGGAGAAGCGCUUGGCUGCACCCGGCAGCGGCGGGAGAGGAGGCCCGGCAGGUGGAGGGGGCGGCUGGACGUCGCACCCCCCUUCUCCGCAGGCCGGCCGCUCCCUGCAGGAAGGGGCAGAGGGCGGCGAGGGCUGCUCAGAGGCCUGGGCAGCAAUCGGCUGGGCCGCAGCGGGCGGCUUCGGGGGUGGCGGCGGGGCAUGCACCGCGGGAGGCGGCGGUGGAGGCUACCAGGGAGGUGACACUUCAGAGUCUGACAUCCUCUGGGCUGAUGGGGAAGAUGGGGUAUCCUUCAUACACCCCAGGAGUGAGCUCUACCUACAGCCUCUGGCAGUCACAGAAAGCCAUGGAGAGGUUGAGAUCCGAAGGCACCUCAAUUGCAGUCAUUGCCCUUUGAAAGACUGCCAGUGGCAGGCAGAGCUCCAGAUGGCUGAAUGUAUAUGCCCAGAGGGCAUGGAGCUAGCUGUGGAUAGCAUCACUUGCAUGGACCUGCCCAGCACCACAAGCCCUCUGGUUCUGAUGGGAGCUGUGGUGGCAGCCUUGACACUAAGUCUCCUUAUGGCAUGUGGAGUCCUGAUUCUGGUGAACCAGAAGAAAUGGCAGAACCUGUGGGGGACCAGGCUUCCAGGCCCUGAGCUUGAGCUAAGCAAGCUUCAAACCUCUGCCAUUAGGACAGCACCCAAUCCCUAUUACUGUCAGUUGGGACUCAGCCCAGCCCAGUCCUGGCCUCUGCCCCCAGGGCUGACUGAGGUUUUGCCAGCCAAUGUUACUCUACUCAGAGCCCUGGGCCAUGGUGCCUUUGGGGAGGUGUAUGAGGGCCUGGUAACUGGCCUUCCUGGGGAUCCCAGUCCUCUACAGGUAGCUAUCAAGACACUGCCAGAGCUCUGUUCCCGACAGGAUGAGCUGGACUUCCUCAUGGAGGCGCUCAUCAUCAGCAAGUUCAGCCAUCAGAACAUUGUGCGCUGUGUGGGGCUCAGCUUCCAGGCUGCCCCUCGUCUCAUUUUGCUGGAACUGAUGUCUGGAGGGGACAUGAAGAGUUUUCUGAGGCAUAGCCGGCCACAACUAAGUCAACCAUCACCUUUGGCCAUGCAGGACUUGUUGCAGCUGGCUCAGGACAUAGCCAAGGGCUGUCAUUACCUAGAGGAAAAUCACUUCAUCCACAGAGACAUUGCUGCCAGGAACUGCCUGCUAAGCUGCACUGGGCCCAGCCGAGUGGCCAAGAUUGGGGACUUUGGGAUGGCAAGAGAUAUCUACCGGGCCAGUUAUUACCGCAAGGGGGGCCAAGCCUUGCUCCCUGUCAAAUGGAUGCCUCCAGAGGCUCUCCUGGAGGGUGUCUUCACAUCCAAGACAGACUCCUGGUCUUUUGGGGUACUGCUCUGGGAGAUCUUCUCACUGGGUUAUAUGCCCUAUCCUGGGCAUACCAACCAGGAAGUUCUGGAUUUCAUCAUCAAAGGGAGCCGGAUGGACCCUCCUAGGGGCUGUCCUGGGCCAGUGUACCGCAUCAUGACCCAGUGUUGGCAGCACCAGCCUGAGCUCCGCCCCAACUUUGCCAGCAUCUUGGAGCACCUUCAAUACUGCACUCAGGACCCUGAUGUGCUGAAUUUGCCCCUGCCAGUGGAACUGGGGCCCAUCUUGGAGGAGGAAGGGGCUUCUGGGCUGGGGAACAGGUCCUUUGAGGAUCUAAAAUCCCCACAGCCCCUGGACCAGUGUUCAGUGAACUUGAAAAGCUGGGGAGGAAGCCCUUUUGCCUCUUGGCUGUCUUCUGAUCUCAAAUUCCAAGGCCUCCAACCUCAGAACCUUUGGAAUCCCACCUAUGGUUCCUGGGCCCCAAGGGCCCCUGAGGGUGAAGACUCAGGCAUUGACCUCAGCAACAGCUCCUCCUUGCAUACCUUUCCAGGCCUCUAGCUGGCUUGUUAUUCCAGUAGCCUCUGCCCCCUGCAGUCCAUGCUGCAUGUUCAGGCCUGUCUCAGGGAUGUCCUGGCAGCCUUGGCCUUUCCACACUGGAAGCCAGCCCAGGGCUCCUUGGGGAAGGGCCUGAUCACUCCUAAUCUUUGGUCUUUGGAACCACAGGCUGCCCACCCACCCACUCUAGGAGUCAGUGAGGAGUCCUGGUUUGCCCUCUUCCCAUAAAACAUC
Messenger RNA from Nannospalax galili (Upper Galilee mountains blind mole rat), 2932 nucleotides. It is a transcript of the gene Ltk, whose product is annotated as leukocyte receptor tyrosine kinase. Gene Ontology annotation, biological process: multicellular organism development; positive regulation of kinase activity; protein phosphorylation. Gene Ontology annotation, cellular component: signaling receptor complex; membrane. The coding region runs from base 44 to 2701 and encodes 885 amino acids. The record is from RefSeq and is a predicted model, not a curated record. Gene Ontology annotation, molecular function: ATP binding; transmembrane receptor protein tyrosine kinase activity. The transcript is spliced from 20 exons. NCBI's taxonomy places the organism in Eukaryota, Metazoa, Chordata, Mammalia, Rodentia, Spalacidae.